AUGACCAAAUUCUCCUCAGCAAGUCACAGGAAAAAUCACAAUUUUGACGUCAACUCCACCAUACUCAAUAGUGUAAUGUCUACCAGGACGGAUACACUUUUUCGGAAGUGGCAACAGCGAUAUGACAUUAGUGAACAAGCUUUCCACGCGCUUUGGGGCAUCCUUGCCGCAGUAGAACAUGAUGCAGAGCUCGAGAGACACAACGGUAUCAGCCACCAAGUAUUCCCUCAGAGCCAGCCACUGGAUUUGGAUGGACGUCCCACAGAUGGGUGGCUCCUCGACAGAAUGAUUGGUGCAGACGCAGGAUAUGCAUCCAUCGGCAAUGGCUACAACCCUCAACCAAACACAGAUGAAAACUUUAUCUCUGGAGGUUCAAACAUUGGACUAUUCGAUGACGAUAUACUUGUUGGUGGAUACAAUAUGGAGGUGGCCUACGUACCGGAAGUUCAACCUGUUUCGGACAACCUGGAUAUCUUACCUGGGGAUGCCUCAAUCCUGGCCGAGCAGCUGCCUACUCAGACCCCUUUACCACAGAUAUCGUCCUGGGGUGAACGUUUACCUAUGGAAGGCAACAAACAGUGUAUCAGCAUUUUGACCAAGCCCAAAUAA
Messenger RNA from Exophiala oligosperma, 609 nucleotides. RefSeq lists its product as uncharacterized. Bases 1 to 609 code for a protein of 202 amino acids. The record is from RefSeq and is a predicted model, not a curated record. NCBI's taxonomy places the organism in Eukaryota, Fungi, Ascomycota, Eurotiomycetes, Chaetothyriales, Herpotrichiellaceae. The transcript has a single exon.